AAGGGGAAAGAGUGACAUGGUCUGUUACACAGGGAAGGGAACUUGCCUCCCUACAUGUAAGGUGCAGCACGGCUGUGCAGCAGAUGCUCCCGCAGCUCCCACAACGUCCAUCCAGCAACUGGGGUAGAGGCCAUGCAGCUUCAGUAUUCAAGGAGGCCUCACUUGAAGCUGAGACAAAAGGCAGCGCCUGCGGCUUGGGAACUCGAGUCUGAACUGCAGGCAUGACCUAAAGGAGAUUUCUGGGAGGUGCAGUCCCGGGAGGUGGAGCUGCCCCACGGAUUCUGCAUACUGAACACCACUGGCCACGCCUCCGAGGAUUCUGGGUGUUGAAGGCCUGGGGCGGUGCCGCGCUGACUCUUCUGGGUACGGGUGAGUUAGUGCUGGACAGCUGAAGAGGGCCUGAGGAUUCCGGGUACUGAGGUCCUGAAGCCGCCCCGCCAAGGUUUGUGGGUACUGAGGUUCGAACUCGCCCCGCCAGGAUUCGUGGUGUAGACGCGUUGGACCCGCCCACCAGGGAUUCUGUGCACUGAAGUCCUGGAACCGCCCCACCGAGGAUUCUGGGUCCUGGAAUCCUGGAGCCUCCCGCCGAGGAUUCUGGGUACGGACGUCUUUAACUGCCCGCCGAGGAUUCUGGGUUCUGGAAUCCGGCCUGCGCACAGGAUCCCGGGUAGUGUCCUCCGGUGGACGGCCACGCCGAUGCGUAGAGCCUCCGUCUGCCUCCGGCCGAGGACGCAGAGCCACCGUCCCCACCCGCCGUCCGUCCCCGGAGCAGCCCUCCGAGGGGUUCCCUUCUCCAUGGAGAGCAGGAAGGCGGCUCUGGGACCCUGGAAGGCCGGCAGAGAGGCUCUGGUGACGUUUGAGGAUGUGGCUGUGGAUUUCACGCAGAAGGAGUGGAAGCUGCUGAGCCCUGCGCAGAGGACCCUGUACAGACACGUGAUGCUGGAGAACUUCAGCCACCUGGAGUCGCUGGGAAUUCCCUGUUCCAAACCAGACCUCAUCACGUGGCUGGAGCGAGGGGAAGAGCCCUGGAGGGAAGAGAGGAGACACCGGCCAGUCCGCUGUGCAGAGAGACAUCGCAGAAGUGGUACCCAGAGCAGCCUGACAACAUGGGUGGUAAAUAGGGACUUGGGAUUUGGCUUCCUGCAUGGCUGGCAGAAGAGCAGGUUGGCAUGUGGGCACAGAAGGAGCUCAGUGGUGUGACCCAUAUUCAUGACUACGCCCUCCUUAGAAAAUGUUCUCAGGAAGGAAGAGGGGCCGAUGCGGCCUGACCUGCGUGCACCAGGCCUUGCACACUACGCCCCUGCCAUCUGCCUCCCAGCUGGGAGAAAUAAAGAAGACAAUGCCUGGUGGCCAUUUUGGGAGGAAUCACCACAAAUUCAUGAGGUUUACCUUCAGCAUGGUCACAUUCUAAGUGAAGAUCUGAGAAAAACUCAUGCUUCCAGCAGGGGAAAGAUAAAGGAACCACUUUGAAAUAUGCCGUGGGGAGAAGUAACUAUUCUGAAAGAUGUCACACACGUACUGACCCACCUAACACGGUCCUGAUCUUGAGACCUACAUCAGCCUCUGACUGGGAGGAAGGGGAGUUGGCCUGCUCCUCCUCCCUCUCGCUCUCCUGUCACACACAGGAGUGGGGGGGCCACUAAGAGAUGCUUCAGAUCCCAAGUAUACCUGAAAACAUUGGGAAGAGCUCAUUUCAACAUGGACAUAAAGUGCAGGCAACCACUUUUUUACUAGAAGCUAAAGAACGUGAACCAUACCUCCUAAAUGUCAAAGAUUCACUGAUUAGUUACAGGGACAUGGGUACACUUUAUGGAAAUUAGUCACAAGAUUUAAAAACACUCUACCCCAAACUUGACCAGCACGUCAAUCGAGCCUAGUAUAGUUGCAGUAAAUUACAACCCAGAGACUCUAUUUAAGAACAAGUUAUUAGGGAAAAACCCACCAGGGGAGACUGAGAGGACACAAGCAGGAAGUGACGCAUCUGACAUGCAGCUACAACAAAUACUAACAGCCCAACUGAGAUAAGUAUAAAACCGCACACUAAAGGCCUGAUUACUUCCAGUUCUGUCAUACCUAACAUCAUUUUUUAAAUUAACAUAUCAUUAAUAUACAAUCUCAUGGAGGUUGUACUUGAGCAGCACUGGUAACAUAAUUUUAAGCAUCCAGCAAAAAAAUGGUAAGGUGGACCCCUCUAGAAAUCAUACUACCAAGAAGAGAGGAGUGAAAUAUUUAACAAAUUGAAAGAAAGAAACCAACCUGGGAUUCUGUAUCCCAUGGUGCUCAUUGAGAAGUGGACAAGAAGGCCUCUCUCAGGCAACAAAAGUGGGAAAUUUUGUCACUAGGCCAGACUUGUAGGAAGUGUUAAAUCUUUCUCAGUGAAAAAAAUGAUAUAUUUAUAUACAUAUGAGAAAUGUACAUGUAUAUGGAUGUACGAUAUAUAUAAGAAUAUCAGUUUUACAUAAAUGAGUUUUGACAAUGAAAUCAAUUUCUCUUAAUGGACAUCCUGAUUUGUUUUCAAAAUAAGAAUAGCAAUAAUGUAUAGCUCUUGAAUAAGUAUAAUGAAUGAACACAGUGAGAAUUGGGAAUACACUGUCAUAAGGUCUCUAACCUGCCCACGA
This is a messenger RNA of Manis pentadactyla (Chinese pangolin), 2618 nucleotides long. RefSeq names its product zinc finger protein 169-like. The coding region runs from base 697 to 1200 and encodes 167 amino acids. The record is from RefSeq and is a predicted model, not a curated record. Lineage: Eukaryota; Metazoa; Chordata; Mammalia; Pholidota; Manidae. The transcript has 6 exons. Gene Ontology annotation, biological process: regulation of DNA-templated transcription.